UGGUCAUUUUCAUUAAAAAAAUAAUUUUGUUUCUAUAAAAUUUAAAAUUUUUUUAAAAUUUUAAAUUUAAUUUAAAACAAACAUAUAUUUAAAAUUUCUUUUUUAAUCUGCAACUUGAUUCAUGGAACUUCUCAUAAUUUUCUGCUAUCUUUUUGGCAUCGUUAAUAACAACCUUUUGGGUCAGGUUUUCUCGCCUGACUUAUUCAAUAUCAGCUCGAUAAAACAUUUGCUAUCCGAAACCGUUUCUUCCAACAUGUUGGAUUCCAAAGCCGGAAGUUCAGCCGAAGAUGAGAAAGCGGAGAAUUUUUUUGUGGCGAUGCUGCCUCAAAAAAUCCCUUUCUUCGGAUCGAUCAUGAAAUAUUUUAAGGAAAUGAACGAUGACAUACAUGAUUAUUCAUAUGUUUUGGGACCUAGCGGAGAACACCAGCCAAGUUUUUGCGGUCAUCACGAAUGUCAGAACUUUACUUUGAUAUGUAAAAACGAUUAUUACGAAGUUCGGCGCUACCCCGCCAUGAACGUCAUCAAGACAACCACCAAAGGAUCCAUUUUGAAGUGGGGAUAUUUGGAAGGCAUAUACAAACUUUUCAAAUAUGCCCGUGGAAGAAAUAACAAGGAUGCUACUUUUCCGAUGACAGUGCCGAUCAUGGUUGAAGAGAAUAGGAAAAUGUUAUCUAAGUCUAAGGGUAUAUCCAUUACGGAACCGCUAAACGAGAGUCUUGUAGUAAUGCUAUCGUUGCCAUCGAAAUAUAAGGAUAACACCGACACACCCCUGCCGUCAGAUCCUCAACUACAUUAUGGUAAAUACCCUGACAAUGUAGUCUACGUGAAGAUGUUUACCGGGUUCGCCUUACCCUGGACAUGGUCUGAGAAGGCGCAAUCUUUGAUCAAAGCUCUCGUUAGGCACAAUCAAAAUAUUACCGAUAAAGCAUACUUGGCCUAUUAUAAUAAGCCCUCACAAAUAUUCGAUCGUCACAAUGAAAUCAUGUUCCAAGCUAAAGAGAUCAAAACGGAUGUUUCAUAUUGCCAUAAUUUAAUUUAAAUAAUCCUUUUGAAACAUGUGUGAGUGCUUUAUGUUGACCUGUAAUUUUUAGUAUUAAAUUAUUCUAAA
Messenger RNA from Gordionus sp. m RMFG-2023, 1108 nucleotides. Its product is annotated as heme-binding protein 2-like. Gene Ontology annotation, cellular component: cytoplasm. Bases 122 to 1039 code for a protein of 305 amino acids. Lineage: Eukaryota; Metazoa; Nematomorpha; Gordioida; Chordodea; Parachordodidae. Gene Ontology annotation, molecular function: heme binding. The record is from RefSeq and is a predicted model, not a curated record. The transcript has 5 exons.